Molecule: messenger RNA, 2177 nt
Organism: Arabidopsis lyrata subsp. lyrata
Lineage: Eukaryota; Viridiplantae; Streptophyta; Magnoliopsida; Brassicales; Brassicaceae
Product: GATA transcription factor 27
Exons: 7
Coding region: 467-1894 (475 amino acids)
Biological process (GO): regulation of DNA-templated transcription
Molecular function (GO): sequence-specific DNA binding; zinc ion binding
Source: RefSeq, a predicted model, not a curated record
AAUCAUAUUAACUUCCAUUAUAUACAAAACCAAAAUUUCAUUUUUUACAUAACACAAAAACAAUCACUCUCUCUCUCUCUCUAACCUUCACCAAUUUCUCUCUCUUCUCCUUUUUCACAGCCAUUUGUUAGAUUCCUCUCUCAAUAAGUCUCUCUCUUCUCCUUUCUAUUGGAUUUUUGCAUUAGACUGAUUAGCUCAAAGCAAACCCAUAACACAAAAUCUUCUCUUUGUUUUUUUCAUUUCUCGAAUUUUCUUGGUGGAGGUUUUGUUUUCUGGGUUUUUAUUGGCUUUCUUCUGCAAAAAAAUAAAAACUUUUUUUCUGGGUUUUUCUUCGUGAAGAAGCUUCCCAAAACCCAGUUUUUGUAUAAGCUCAAUUAGUAAACAAGAAAACAAUCAUAAAACUCAAUUUCACAAAAUCUUUGUGAUUCUUGUGAAAUUUGUAUAUUACAAAACUUUGAAAAAAAAGAUGGGGAAGCAAGGUCCUUGCUAUCACUGUGGAGUUACAAGUACACCUCUAUGGCGAAACGGGCCACCAGAGAAGCCGGUGUUGUGCAAUGCGUGUGGUUCGAGGUGGAGAACUAAAGGAUCAUUAGUAAACUACACACCUCUUCAUGCUCGUGCUGAAGGUGAUGAGAUUGAGAUUGAGGAUCAUAGAGCUCAAAGAGUGAUGAUUAAGGGAAUGUCUUUGAACAAAAAGAUUCUCAAGAGGAAACCAUAUCAAGAAAAUUUUACAGUUAAAAGAGCUAACUUGGAAUUCCAUACCGGUUUCAAGAGGAAGGUUCUGGAUGAAGAAGCUAGCAAUAGAUCGAGUUCAGGAUCGGUUGUAUCAAACUCCGAGAGCUGUGCACAAUCUAAUGCGUGGGACGCUACGUUUCCUUGUAAGAGGAGGACAUGUGUGGGCCGUCCAAAGGCAGCUUCUUCUGUUGAAAAGCUCACAAAGGAUCUCUAUACCAUUCUACAAGAACAACAAUCUUCUUGUCUCUCUGGUACUUCAGAGGAAGAUUUGCUUUUUGAGAGUGAAACACCAAUGUUGUUAGGACAUGGGAGUGUUCUUAUGAGAGAUCCUCACCCGGGUGCUCGAGAAGAGGAAUCUGAAGCUAGCUCACUCUUAGUUGAGAGCAGCAAGUCCUCAUCAGUUCAUUCUGUGAAAUUUGGUGGAAAGGCAAUAAAGCAGGAGCAACUGAAGAGGAGCAAAUCUCAAGUCUUAGGAAGACAUAGUUCACUACUCUGUAGCAUAGAUUUGAAGGACGUUUUCAACUUUGAUGAGUUCAUAGAAAAAUUCACAGAGGAAGAACAGCAAAAACUGAUGAAAUUACUUCCUCAAGUUGACUCUGUUGAUCGUCCUGAUAGCCUCAGAAGCAUGUUUGAGAGUUCUCAAUUCAAAGAGAACUUAUCCUUGUUUCAGCAACUUGUGGCAGAUGGUGUUUUUGAGACAACUUCGUCUUAUUCCUCUGGAUCAAAACUUGAAGACAUUAAGACACUUGCAAAGCUUGCUUUAUCAGAUCCUUACAAAUCCCAUUUGUUGGAAAGCUAUUACAUGCUCAAGAAAAAAAGGACUGAAGACUCUGUUACUACAACAUCAAAGGUCUCAAACCUGAGUCCAUCAAAGAAUAAUAGUCUUGUAACUAUUGAAAGACCUUGUGAAAGCUUAAACCAAAACUUCUCAGAGACAAGAGAUGUGAUGAGAAGCCCCAAAGAAGUGAUGAAGAUUAGAUCAAAGCACAUCGAAACCAAAGAGAUUUUAGAGAACAGUGUCUCUUCCUUUAAACCUAUGAGCUGUGGUGGACCUCUGGUGUUUAGCUAUGAAGAUAAUGAUAUUUCUGAUCAGGAUCUUCUUCUUGAUGUGCCGUCGAACGGCUCAUUCCCUCAAGCAGAGCUUCUUCACAUGAUAUGAAAGAAGAUAAAGUUUCUCAAGCUCAUUGGUGUUUCUCAGAACAAAGAUUAAGACUUUUUAAGAUAUAUAUCUCUCUGUUGAAGAGAACUCUUCUGCUCUUUAGGCUUUUCUGAGAAAAUGUGGCCAAAUGAGAUUUUUCUGCACUAGAAAUUGCAAUUUGCAGAUAUAAAGAAGUAAGGAUUUUAUUGUAAGGGCUCUCUUUGGUGGUCUUACAUAUAUAUGUUGAUAUAUAUGUCUUCUUGUUCUUACUAAACUCGAAGAACAAGAAAGUUUCGUUUUCUUU